AGGUGAGUUUAUAACAUAAAUAUCCAGAAUUAUGCCAUCAUUUGAUGGUAGAUGGUAAACGUUGAGUCAUUAAGUCGAUAUCUAGCAACCAUUCCAAUGGCUACCGGAUCCCUCUCACCUUCAGAAUACCGCUCACAAUUCUUCUCAAAAAAAUGGACAAUUACCAUUCCCUCAAACCCAUCUGUGAAAUUCUUCCGCGCAACACCAUCUCACUUUGACAUCUGGCUCCCCAUCGCCACAAACGCCGAUAACAACAAAUUACAGGACAACAAAGACCAAAUCUGGGACGAGGCCGCCAUCUCAAAAUUAAAAAUAGACAUGUAUAAUCAAUACGUCAAAUCUAACACUGAUUUCCACUGUCUAAAAGUUCUAGUAGAGGUUAGUGGGGAGGUAAUCGGAUUUGGGGAUAUUUUUGUCGUCGAACCAGGAGUUGCGAAUAUAGGUGUGGUUUUGAAUAAGGAGGCGAGGGGGAAGGGAUUGGGGAGAUUAACGGUGGGGUUUUUGACGCAGUUGACGUUGGAUUUUGGUUUGAGUGUUGUGGCGGGUACGAUGGGGGAUAAUGCGCCUAUGCGCUUCACGUUGAGGAGUCUGGGGUUUGCGGAGGAGGAGAAGAUUAUUGAGAUUUUUGGUCGGGGGGUGGUGGCGGAGUUUUCUUAUAGUCUUUUGAGGGAUGCUUGGGAGGAGGUUGAGAUGAAUGUGGAGUUUGGCGAGGGGGAGUGAGUUGGCGUGGCUGCGGUUUCGUAUGGUUAAUAUCUGUGGUGAGGUUAUCUUUAAAUUAGUUGCUUUUAUAUUGCAUCAGUAGUCAUCACAAGCUUUUUCUCU
Molecule: messenger RNA, 822 nt
Organism: Sclerotinia trifoliorum
Lineage: Eukaryota; Fungi; Ascomycota; Leotiomycetes; Helotiales; Sclerotiniaceae
Source: the annotation of a GenBank genome assembly